AUGUUGGAGAACCAUGAUCCAAAGUUGUAUAGAAGCAUUGUAGGAGCUUUACAAUAUGCUACUAUUACAAGACCCCACAUCAAUUUUGUUGUUAACAAGAUUCAUAAGUCCAAUGGUUUUAUUUCUAGUUUUUCUGAUUCUGAUUUGGCCUCUGAUUUAGAUGAUAGAAGAUCUACCAGUGGAAUUUGCACAUAUUAUGGGAAUAAUCCGAUUUCUUGGUGUGCAAAGAAGCAAGGAGUUGUGGCUAGGUCUAGCACUGAAGCAGAAUACAGGAAUUUAGCUUUAGCAGCUCAGAGGUUGCAUGGUUGA
This is a messenger RNA of Salvia splendens (bonfire salvia), 309 nucleotides long. RefSeq lists its product as uncharacterized. Lineage: Eukaryota; Viridiplantae; Streptophyta; Magnoliopsida; Lamiales; Lamiaceae. Bases 1 to 309 code for a protein of 102 amino acids. The transcript has 2 exons. The record is from RefSeq and is a predicted model, not a curated record.